UAUACAUUAAUGUUAUCCUCGUCUAAUGCCUUUGUCUUAGAUAAAUGAUAAAUUAAGUAUUGUUUUAAUAUAAGUUAAAAUUAGAACGGAGUCGUAAACCGGAGUUAAUUCACCGUUAACAAUGUCCCACACGGUAGUGCGAGGCAAGCCUAAUGCCGCCCAACUGCACCUCGACACAGUACUUGACGACAUCCUGACCGCGCGGGGAGUCGAGCCUGGCCCGGAAGCGAGGGACACAGUCACAUUGUCAGAGAUCCUGUACCACUGCUUGAAGGAAAGGCCAAAUGAUUUAUUUAUGAUAAAUGGCGCGACUGGUGAAAAGUUUACAAAUGAGCAGGUGUUGGGAAAGGCUGUCUCUCUUGCUCGCGCUCUCAAAGCACAAGGUGCGAGAGGGAAGCACGCGCUGCUGCUCAUGAGGAACCAUCAAGAUAUGGUGACAGUCUACUUCGGUGUCCUUUUUUCAGGAGUGGUUCCAUUCAUGAUAGAUCCCAACUCCACGACGUACGAGCUGACAUACUUCGUGAAGCUGAUCGAACCUGCCUACGUGUUCUGUGACCAGGAGUUCAGUGAAUCUCUUCACGAGGCCCUCACAGGGUACGAGGGUCAGAAACCACAGGUAUUGGUGGCUGACAAACCUGAGGAACUGAACCAGUUCUCCAAGAAGUACGGGACUAAGGAGGGUCAUUUUGAAGUUUCGGCGGCAUCUAUGGAUGAUACCGCGAUGUUUCUACCAACUAGUGGGUCUACUGGGCUGCCGAAAGCGGUGAUGCAGUCACAUCGGGGGCUAGUGGCCCAGCUGCCUACACCGUGGUCCUACCACACGCAGUUCCCGACUCCCACGAGCCGCGUGAUGAUCCUCACCACCAUACAGUGGAUGACCUUCACGAUGCUGAUCACUGCCUCCACUGUGUACCACGUCCCCAUCAUCAUCUCACCCAAGAAGAACACGCCGCAAAGUGUGGCAGAGCUGCUGCAGAAAUAUAGGCCCACAUGGACGUUCAUGGCACCUGCGUUCGCCACGUCUCUGGUGCCAGUGAUAACUCCGGACCACUUGAGCUCGCUGGAGACGCUGGUGCUGCUGGGGGCACCCUCCACUACUGAACUUUUGGAUGCACUCAGGGAGAAACUGCCAAAAUCAGCUCACUUGAGUGACAGCUACGGCACGACGGAGACGCACGGGUUCAUCGCGAUGCCGGACCGAGCAGCGCCGCUCAAAAGCAACGGAUAUAUUGAUAACUUCUUAUACUACAAGAUUGUCGACGACGAUGGUAAACAGCUGGGACUCAAUCAGAGCGGGGAGCUCUACGUUAGUGGCGUUAGUGUUGUCAAGGGUUAUUAUAAGAACGAGGCAGCAUACAAAGAGACGUUCACCCCGGACGGCUGGUACAAGACGGGCGACGUGUUCCAUGUGGACGAGCACGAGCGGGUCGCCUUCAUCGCCAGGAAGAAGUUCAGCUUCAAGUUCCAGGGGUCACAGGUUUCACCUGAAGAAGUGGAGCAGGUGAUCAGCUCGGUACCAGGCGUGCAUGAGAGCGCGGUGUGUGCGACAGACAAGGGGCCCGCCGCCGCUGUGGUGCUGGAACACAAUGCGCGCCUCAGCAGGGACCAGAUACACCGCGCUGUUAACUCAUGCUUGAGCGAGCACAAGCGGUUGCACGGCGGGAUCGCGUUCGUGACGUCACUGCCUUACACGCACUCCGGCAAACUGAAGCGGAAAGAGUGCAGCGAAUUGAUUGCCGAGCUCAUUAACACAGGACAUUGCUUUUAGGGAGCUAUGUAUAUACUUAAGUAUAGAUGGUGAUAAAUUAACAUAGAAUGUAUGCAUACAUAUGUUGUAUUUUUGGAAGAGGUUUUAUGAAGAAGUAUGUAUAAGUAAGGAUAAUUUUACAAGUAUGUUGAUUACUGAAAAUUCAGUUAAAAGUUAAUUUAAUGCAGUUAAGAAUCGAAAUGUUAUUUU
This is a messenger RNA of Trichoplusia ni (cabbage looper), 1957 nucleotides long. Its product is annotated as probable 4-coumarate--CoA ligase 1. The transcript has 13 exons. The record is from RefSeq and is a predicted model, not a curated record. The coding region runs from base 122 to 1768 and encodes 548 amino acids. NCBI's taxonomy places the organism in Eukaryota, Metazoa, Arthropoda, Insecta, Lepidoptera, Noctuidae. Gene Ontology annotation, molecular function: CoA-ligase activity.